AUGGGAGUUAAGCCUCGCACCGACCGUCCCGUCGCCAUUAUCGGCGGCGGAGUCCUGGGCCGGCGCAUUGGCUGCGUCUUCGUGGCAGCUGGUUACAACGUUCAUGUCCGAGAUCCAUCUAUGGAAGCGCUGCAGGGUGUCGUCGACUACAUCGACGCCAACAAGCAGGAGUACUCGCUCAUGCCGCGAGUCAGCAAGGACAAGGGAUUCGCUGGAAACGGUGACGACGUGCGGGAUGAGAAAAAAGCUCUUGACGGUGGACUGGCCGACACGGGAUUUUCGACUGUCGACUUUGAGUCUUAUACCCAGGCUCCCUUUGGGAAUUACAAGACUUUUACUGAAGUUGGGCCUGCGGUUAGCAAUGCUUGGCUUGUUAUCGAGGCUAUUCCUGAGAAGCUGGAUCUCAAGGUUGAGACCUUCCGUGAGCUGGAUGAGAGAUGUCCGGCGGAUUGUAUUAUUGGGUCCAAUAGCUCUUCUUUCAAGUCGAGUUUGAUGGCGAGUAAGAUCUCGACUGAGCGGAAGAGAAGGUUCCUCAAUAUGCAUUUUACCAUGCCGCCCAUGAUUCGGACUGUGGAGAUGAUGACUUGUGGAGAGACGGAUCCCAAGAUCUUUUCCUAUCUCGAGGAUGUCAUGGGCGAGUGUGGACUGUUACCAGUGACUGCACGACGAGAAUCGACAGGAUUCAUCUUCAACCGCCUCUGGGCAGCCGUGAAACGCGAGAUCAUGAACAUCCUCUCCGACGGCGUCAGCGACCCCAGCGAAAUCGAUCUCCUCUGGGAACACAUGUUCAAAAACGGCCCGCUCCCCUGCCAACUAAUGGACCAAGUCGGCCUCGACACCGUAGCCUACAUCGAAGACAACUACGUCCAAGAACGCGGCCUCGAUCCCAAAAAGACCGUCGACUGGCUCCGCGAACACUACAUCAAACACGGCCGUCUCGGAAAAAAGAGUCCAAAGGGCGGACUCUACCCUCCCCUCGUGAAAUCCGCCACCGCAGAAGCCCAACCCGCAAACCCCCACACCGCAGCAAAAGAUAUCUACCUGCUAGACGUGGGCCUGGGCGGAAACGCGCGCGACGUCUCGAAAGUGCACGCGAACGGAAAAAUCCUCCGUCUAAACCUCGCAACGCAAAAGCUAACCCCAAUCGUCGUCGGCCAGAAUCUCCCAGACGGGAUAGACGUCUCUCUCGAAACGCAGCGCAUCUUCUGGACGAAUAUGGGCCGCAGCACGGCCGCCUGCGACGGGUCCGUUUGGAUGGCCAACAUGGACGGAAGCCAGAUCCGGUGUCUGAUCCCGAAGGGCAAAGUGCACACGCCCAAACAAAUCGCCGUCAUCGACUCGCGCAAGAAAGUCUAUUUCUGCGAUCGAGAGGGCACCAGCGUGCACCGGGUCGACUACGACGGUAGCAACCACGAGAUCAUUGUCCAGCGCUGCGUCACUGCAGACAUGAAGCUCAGCGAGCAGAUGCGCAUGUGGUGCGUCGGCAUUGCGAUCGACGACGAGCACGACCUCAUGUACUGGACGCAGAAGGGUCCUAGCAAAGGGGGCUGCGGCCGGAUUUUCCGCGCGGGCCUGGACAUUCCGCCCGGGGAGACUGCGCAGAAUCGGACUGAUAUCGAGUGCUUGUUUGAUUGUUUGCCGGAGCCGAUUGAUAUUGAGAUUGAUAGUGAUACGCAGACUUUGUAUUGGACGGAUCGUGGGGAGCAUCCGAUGGGGUGUUCGUUGUCGAGGGCUUAUGUUGGUGGGGAGAAGGUUGAUAUGCAUAAGGUUAUUUUGGCGAGGCAUUUCCAUGAGCCGAUUGGGUUGAAGCUGGAUCGGGGGAAUAAUAUUGUUUAUGUGGCUGAUUUGGGGGGCAGUUUGUAUUCUGUUGGGUUGGAUGAUGGGAUGAAGGUUGAGUUGGUGAGGAAUGAUGGGUGUUAUACGGGAAUUACUUUGGUUUAG
This is a messenger RNA of Penicillium cataractarum, 1941 nucleotides long. Its product is annotated as 3-hydroxyacyl-CoA dehydrogenase family protein. Gene Ontology annotation, biological process: fatty acid metabolic process. Lineage: Eukaryota; Fungi; Ascomycota; Eurotiomycetes; Eurotiales; Aspergillaceae. Gene Ontology annotation, molecular function: oxidoreductase activity, acting on the CH-OH group of donors, NAD or NADP as acceptor; NAD+ binding. The transcript has 2 exons. The coding region runs from base 1 to 1941 and encodes 646 amino acids. The record is from RefSeq and is a predicted model, not a curated record.